Megalobrama amblycephala (Wuchang bream) is the source of this 2369-nucleotide messenger RNA. Its product is annotated as N-fatty-acyl-amino acid synthase/hydrolase PM20D1.1-like. Gene Ontology annotation, molecular function: hydrolase activity, acting on carbon-nitrogen (but not peptide) bonds, in linear amides. The coding region runs from base 260 to 1807 and encodes 515 amino acids. NCBI's taxonomy places the organism in Eukaryota, Metazoa, Chordata, Actinopteri, Cypriniformes, Xenocyprididae. The transcript is spliced from 13 exons. Gene Ontology annotation, biological process: amino acid metabolic process. The record is from RefSeq and is a predicted model, not a curated record.
AAUGAAGGCAGAUACUUGGAGUACUGCAGCUCAAUGUUCUGCAAAUUACUUUGUUGUUCAUUUAUUUUAAAGCUUUCAAUAUCUCUGUUGUUGAUUACUCACAACACAUCAGGUGGUCUCAUUUUCAUCUCAUUUGCUCUUCACGUUUGUGGUUGUCUCUAUCACACCAGCAGGGGCCCCUUAUGUUGCAUCACCAGAGAGGCAAUAAAAAUGUGAACCAUGAUCAUACAGAGAUUCAUUUCUCUUACACUUCUGAAAGAUGAAGACCAAAAUCAAUAAGAAGUCUGUUUUGAAGUUUUCUGGAAUACUGCUGUUAAUCCUCCUCCUUUCAGUUUUAAUUUUGUUUUCUGUUGUGAUCGGUAAAACAUAUACAUUCAAAGUGAACACAGAACUUGGACAAUGGGAAAAUACAACUACCAUUUAUCCCGAUUUAAGUCCAGAACAGAGAGAGAAUCUGCUGCAGAAUUUCAAAGUGGCAAUUCAGAUUCCCACAGUGUCAUUUUCCGAGUCGGAUCAGAACAUAAGCGCCCUGCAAGAGUUUGACCAGCUACUAAGGAGGGUCUUCCCAAAGGUCUUCUCGUCCAGCCUGGUCAAACAUGAGCUGGUGGGAAACUACAGCCAUCUGUUCACGGUACCAGGGAGAGAGCCUGAUCUGGAGCCUUACAUGCUGCUGGCUCACAUUGAUGUAGUGCCGGCCGAUGAGGCGGAUGGGUGGGACGCUCCUCCUUUCUCUGCUCAAGAGAUCAAUGGCUUCAUUUAUGGACGAGGAACCAUCGACAACAAACAGUCUGUGAUGGGGAUCCUUCAGGCGCUGGAAUACCUGCUGGAACGAGGUUACACCCCUCGGAGAAGCUUCUAUAUUGGUUUGGGUCAUGAUGAGGAGAUUAGUGGCACAGAAGGUGCUGUGAAUAUUGUGAAACUGUUGAAGAGUCGAGGGGUGAAGCUUCUGUAUGUUUUAGAUGAAGGUCUCACAAUUAUGGAUGGUGUGGUAGAUGGCCUCAACGAACCUGCUGCCCUAAUUGGUGUCAGUGAGAAGGGUCAGGCCACAGUAAAGCUGAGUGUCAGCAGCGCUCCAGGACAUUCAUCCAUGCCGCCCAGAGAGAGCAGCAUUGGCAUCUUGGCUUCAGCUGUCAGAAGUUUGGAGAAGAACCGGAUGCCCAAUCUUUUUGGUCAUGGUCCUGAGCGUGCCACAUUUGAGCACCUGGCACAUAAGUUUGGCUGGCCACACAGAAUGAUCAUGUCUAAUCUGUGGCUCUUCUCUUCACUGCUCAGCGGUAUUUUGGAAGGACAGCCUGACACAAAUGCCUUUGUAAGGACAACAACUGCCGUCACAAUGUUUAACUCGGGUGUGAAGAUUAAUGUCAUGCCGGCAUAUGCUGAGGCUUUUGCCAAUUUCCGUAUCCACUCAUCCCAGACGUUGCAGGAGGUUCUAAAGCUGAUUGAAUCCACCAUAUCUGAUGAGCGUGUGAAGGUAGAGUUUGUGAGUGGAUUUGACCCUCUGCCCGUCAGCUCCUAUGAUGACGAUACAUUUGGGUACCAGAUCAUAAAGAAAACUGUGAAGGACAUUUUCCCUCAGGUCACUGUAUCUCCUGGGAUCUGCGUGGGUAACACUGACAGCCGGCACUACACAGAACUGUCUCCAGACAUUUAUCGCUUUGCCCCAUCAUGGUACAAACCCGGUGAUACUGCAAGAUUCCACGGUGUGAAUGAGAGAAUCUCCAUCCAAAACUAUGAAGAGAUCGUGCUGUUCUACUUUCAGCUCAUGCAGAAUAGUGACAUUAGGAACUUGCCGGCUCCUCGCACCUAAAAUGAACAGAUGUCAUGCUUUGGAAUUCUGUGGAAUUUAUAAGCUUUGUUCUGACUGAAUGAACGUGAAUAUGAAAUCUCCACAAAAUAUAUUUUAUUCUAUGUUCAUGUACAGUACUCUUCAAAAGGGGUCAGUCAAAAAUUAUUGUAAGUGCAGAAAAUGUAUGUCUUUUAUUUUGUAUUUUUUCUUGUAUGUAUUUCCGGGUAUGUUGGUCACGCGCUGGUUGGUGCAGGUAUUUACGUAAGUCUUUCCUGUUUUUGAAUGUAGGUGCGUAGAGAGGGGGUGGGUAGCUGGGAAUGCUCACUUUCUGUUGACUAACAUGUAGCGGCAACCUAUAGCCGCUGAGAGGCUAAGCAGCAGCCAGGACAAAACUGUGUGACGCGUUUAUUUCUCAUGCAUUUAAAACCAAGUACAUUUUAUUGUUGUUUUGAUUAAAUAUAGUCAAUGAAAAGAAAAUACUUGAAACUGUAGACAGGUUGAGAAUGGUUAAAAACGGUCAACAGAAAGUGAGCAUUCCCAGCUACGCACCUACAUUCAAAAACAGGAAACACUUACGUAAAUA